GGACACAAGCGCGCGAGUGCUCUCGUCUUUCGGCGGCCGCACCGUCCAGCCGUCAUCGUCCUUCGCAGCCGCGGAUUCUGCCUAACGCCUUCGACGCUGCAGUUAGGCGACUUGAAUAUCGAGGUAGCGCUGAACAGCGACGUGCCGCCCUCACCACCACCGCCCCUGCUCCAGACUGUGGCCCCCCAGCAGCCACAAGCCGGGGCAAGUCAGGGCAGCACGGGUUUGCCAUUCGACGAAGAGGCCAAGCUCGUGUACGGUGUGAUGGUUUCGCUACGCGCGAUGGUGAAGAAGCUUUCUGGACGAGACGAACAGUUCACCUCAUACAAAACUUCCGCAUACAAGCUUCACCUCUUCGAAACGCUCUCUGGCUACAAGUUCAUCAUGCUUUCCGACCCUUCUACUGAUUCCCUUCGAUUCAUCCUUCGUCAGAUCUAUACCGGCCCCUUCCUCGAGUACGUUGUUCGCAAUCCCUUGGUUCAGAUGGACUCGAAGGAACGAGGCAUCGAUAAUGAGUACUUCCGCGCGAGCACGGACCGUUUAGUCAGAGGACUGUCUGUUUUCCCGUAG
This is a messenger RNA of Punctularia strigosozonata HHB-11173 SS5, 570 nucleotides long. RefSeq lists its product as uncharacterized. NCBI's taxonomy places the organism in Eukaryota, Fungi, Basidiomycota, Agaricomycetes, Corticiales, Punctulariaceae. Gene Ontology annotation, biological process: endoplasmic reticulum to Golgi vesicle-mediated transport. The transcript is spliced from 2 exons. Gene Ontology annotation, cellular component: TRAPP complex. The record is from RefSeq and is a predicted model, not a curated record. The annotation marks the transcript as partial.